AUGUUCAGAACUUCCCUUUCCUGCAUCGCCAUAUGGGCCUUGCUAAAUCCUUUGGCCCUUGCCUACAGCAUCACUGAUCCUUCUUUGUCUAAACAACUACAAGCUCGGCAAGUAGUCCAUAGGCCAAAUCCCUUGCGCAACUUUGAGGUCCGAGAACCCCCGUCAGUCCCUCAAAGCAAACCUUGCGAAGUGGUUAUCCUCGAACAUACCUUUUCCAAUUCGUAUGGGAAGCCCGCAGCCGCAAGUUAUGUACCACCCCAACAGUGUGGACACCCUGGUACUUGGGCAUCCGUGAUUUUCACUUUGGAAACAACCUCGGCUGGUACCCAGUAUGACAGGCUUGGGAUGCUUUAUCUGAAUGAUAUCGAAGUUUGGAGGACAUCAACAGCCGAACCUUCAAAGGAGGGAAUCAUAUGGACAGUAUACAUGCCACUUUUAUCUCGUCCUGGCACAUUCUCCUUGGACAUCGGGAACAUUGUCGACCUGUCGCUCGGCUUGAACGGAAAUUUCGAAGUCACGCUGUCUGCCAAGUUUUAUCCACCCACUGCAGAAUUCCCGGCAGCCAAGCAAGCCGAUAGAAUAAUCAAUGUGGGACACGGCUCAGGCAACAAUUUGACUAGUUUCAUGCGUUUCCCCGAGACUAGACUCAGCAAUCCGAUGUUUCACCAUCCCUUGAACCAGAAUAUCGCGACUGCCUACUUGCAGCUGUUUGCUAGUGGAUCAGGCGCAGAAGAGUACACAAAUGUACCCGAUGAGUACCAACAGAAACUUGAUCCAAAGAAAUCUGGAAGCGUGAAUGGCAAAGGUCCCUUUCGAGAAGUGCAGGUUUGGAUCGAUGACCAACUUGCCGGGGUCGCCUAUCCGUUCCCCGUUGUAUACACCGGCGGGAUGUUAUUGUCGUGGUGGAGACCUAUAGCUGCGAUUGGUGCUUUUGACGCACCCACCUAUGUCAUCGAUAUUUCUCCCUUUGUCCCCAUCCUUGCGGACUCAAAGCCGCAUAAUUUCACCCUACGUGUGGAUGGACAAGGUGAAAAUGGAUCGAUAAACGGCGAUUGGCUCUUUAGUGCCUCUGUGUUCGUGGGGUUGGAUCCCAGUGGAUCCCGUACGACCGGCAGUAUCCUCACCCAUCAUACAGACUCCCAGACAACUGUCGACGUACCCAAUGACGCGCGGAUUCCACCCAAUGUUGAUUCCAAGACCCUGGUUCGCUUUGCUACCCACAGCUACCGAAAGCUGUCGAUUUCUAGUAGUGUAGUCACUGGCACCGGCGGAAAAAAAAUCGUGACAGUCGAGCAAGAUAACACUUUCAUUAACCAACAGACCUGGGGAGGUGGUACUUCUUACCAAUUGGUUGAGAUGACAAGUCGAGGCAACAGCAUUUCGACGCAUGGCGACACAGCAGAAAAAAUUGACGAAUUCCGCUAUCCCUUCAAUCUGACCCUCUCCACGUUGGCUGUUCCCCCUAGUUUAACCAAAGUCGUCGGCCACCUCAAUCACAAGUACAGCCGUUCUCAAAUCUUUCCGUUCUCCUCACCUUUGGGAAAGAUUGGAAUUGAGACCACGCAAGAUUCGGCUGGUGAGCUAGUCCUAAACAAGGACAACCGAGCGCUAAGUGGAAUCGGAAGGACCAGCCAGAUGUUCAGUUACAAGGAUGGCAAAGGUGGAACCUACACUCGAGACGUUGACAUCUUUAACUCGAGGCAAACUAUCAGAGACAAAGAGUCCGGCUCGCUUCUACCAGCCACCCAUGCGAAGGGCCUCACUGAAUUGUCCUUAUCAGAUAGAGCACUUGGGACGAGCCUUCUCUCGACUAACGAACAGCCCACUAACGUCCGUUCUCCAAACAACAAGGAUGCGGACACCUUCUUAGCCAAUGCAAUCUCAGGCUCGGACAACUUACAUAUUCCUCGAGAUGAGAGCAUCCGCGGCGGCCUCUGCAAGACUUUGCAUAUACCAAAUAAUUGA
Molecule: messenger RNA, 1965 nt
Organism: Puccinia triticina
Lineage: Eukaryota; Fungi; Basidiomycota; Pucciniomycetes; Pucciniales; Pucciniaceae
Exons: 13
Coding region: 1-1965 (654 amino acids)
Source: RefSeq, a predicted model, not a curated record